UGGAUGCCGGCAUCUUGCCGGCGCGCGGCGUGGACCAGGAAAGAACGGGACCGGCCCCCGCGGCUACCGAUCAGAGCCGAGGGUCCUCUGAUGCCGCGGCUACCCGACCGGGACGUGGCCAUUCAUUUCGCGUCUGCGACUGCACAGCGAAGACCUUUGCGAGGAUUCCUUGGGAGUCCGUGGCCGGACCUGACUCGUUGUCUCCCUGCACUUACCCUGGGCUGCUACUGGCCCCCGAGCAGAAGGCGUCCUCCUCCUUCCACCCCGCAGCCCAGGUGACCGCUGCCAUGGCUUUUCACCUUCGGCCGGAUGCCCCAGAGCUACCUGAUUUCUCCAUGCUCAAGAGACUGGCACGAGACCAGCUCAUCUAUCUGCUGGAGCAGCUUCCUGGAAAAAAAGACUUGUUCAUCGAGGCAGAUCUGAUGAGCCCUUUGGAUCGAAUCGCCAGUGUCUCCAUCCUGAAGCAACACGAAGUGGACAAACUGUACAAAGUCGAGAUCAACAAGCCCGUCCUCAGCUCCAGCGAACAGCUGUGCUUCUUGGUCAGACCCCGCAUAAAGAACAUGCGCUACAUUGCCCAUCUUGUCAAUACGGACAAAUUGGCUGGUCGGACUAGAAAAUACAAAGUGAUCUUCAGCCCUCAGAAGUUUUAUGCAUGUGAGAUGGUGCUUGAGGAAGAGGGAAUCUAUGGAGAUGUGAGCUGCGACGAGUGGGCCUUCUCCUUGUUGCCUCUUGAUGUUGAUCUGCUGAGCAUGGAGCUGCCAGAAUUUUUCAGGGACUACUUCCUGGAAGGAGAUCAGCGGUGGAUCAACACGGUGGCACAAGCCUUGCACCUUCUGAGCACUCUCUACGGGUCUUUUCCCAACUGCUAUGGAAUUGGUCGAUGCGCUAAGAUGUCAUAUGAAUUGUGGAGGACCCUGGAAGAGGAGGAGGAGGGUGAAACCAAGAGCCGAAGGCCAGAAAUUGGACAUAUCUUUUUCCUGGACAGAGACAUGGACUUCGUGACGGCGCUUUGCUCCCAAGUGGUUUACGAGGGCCUGGUGGACGACACCUUCCGCAUCAAGUGUGGGAGCGUCGACUUUGGCCCAGAAGUCACGUCCUCUGACAAGAGCCUGAAGGUGCUGCUCAAUGCGGAGGACAAGGUGUUCAGUGAGAUUCGUAAUGAGCACUUCUCCAAUGUCUUUGGCUUCCUGAGCCAGAAGGCCCGGAACCUGCAGGCCCAGUAUGAUCGACGGAGAGGCAUGGACAUCAAGCAGAUGAAGAACUUCGUGUCCCAGGAACUCAAGGGACUGAAACAGGAGCACCGCCUGCUGAGUCUCCAUAUCGGAGCUUGUGAGUCCAUCAUGAAGAAGAAAACCAAGCAGGAUUUCCAGGAGCUGAUCAAGACGGAGCACGGACUGCUGGAGGGGUUCAGCCUCCGGGAGAGCACCAGCUACAUUGAGGAACACAUAGACCGGCAGGUGUCGCCCAUAGAAAGCCUUCGCCUCAUGUGCCUUCUGUCCAUCACUGAAAAUGGUUUGAUCCCCAAGGACUAUCGAUCUCUGAAGACCCAGUAUCUGCAGAGCUAUGGCCCUGAGCACCUGCUAACCUUCUCCAAUCUGCGGCGAGCUGGGCUCCUCACGGAGCAGGCCCCGGGGGACACCCUUACAGCAAUGGAGAGCAAAGUGAGCAAGUUGGUGACGGACAAGGCCGCAGGAAAGAUUACUGAUGCCUUCAGUUCUCUGGCCAAGAGGAGCAAUUUUCGUGCCAUCAGCAAAAAGCUGAAUUUGAUCCCGCGAGUGGAUGGCGAGUACGACCUGAAAGUGCCCCGGGACAUGGCCUAUGUCUUCAGUGGUGCUUAUGUGCCCCUCAGCUGCCGAAUCAUAGAGCAGGUACUAGAGCGGCGAAGCUGGCAGGGCCUUGAUGAAGUAGUACGGCUGCUCAACUGCACGGAGUUCGCCUUCACAGACGUGACCAAGGAAGAUAAGGCUUCCAGCGAGUCCCUGCGUCUCAUCUUGGUGGUCUUCCUGGGUGGCUGCACGUUUUCUGAGCUCUCGGCCCUCCGGUUUCUGGGCCGAGAGAAAGGGUACAGGUUCAUUUUUCUGACGACAGCAGUAACAAACAGUGCUCGCCUUAUGGAGGCUAUGAGUGAAUUGAAAGCCUGAAGUUUUCCCACCCAGUGCUGGUGUCUGCUCUGGAUCCGUUCCCCAGUGGACUGCGGGACCUCUGCACCGGGGGUAACAGAGUGUCCUCCAACUCCCCGGUUAGGAGCUGGAGUCCUGGAACUGACUUGGAACUUAGAGAUCUCUGGGGAGUGCGUUCACUUCCUGCACCCAGAGAGUUCUCUCUCUGUUUGUUUAUGAUGUACAGCUCCUGCUGAUACAACGUGAAAGGGAAACGAGGCAUCCUUUGCUAAUUGCUAUUUGAAUAUCAUUGUAAAUAAAGCUUAUUCUGUAGUCUCUGAUGUAA
Molecule: messenger RNA, 2448 nt
Organism: Echinops telfairi (small Madagascar hedgehog)
Lineage: Eukaryota; Metazoa; Chordata; Mammalia; Afrosoricida; Tenrecidae
Gene: VPS33B
Product: VPS33B late endosome and lysosome associated
Exons: 23
Coding region: 288-2144 (618 amino acids)
Biological process (GO): intracellular protein transport; vesicle-mediated transport
Cellular component (GO): lysosome; CORVET complex
Source: RefSeq, a predicted model, not a curated record